Malus domestica (apple) is the source of this 2041-nucleotide messenger RNA. RefSeq lists its product as uncharacterized. Gene Ontology annotation, cellular component: plasmodesma; plasma membrane. Lineage: Eukaryota; Viridiplantae; Streptophyta; Magnoliopsida; Rosales; Rosaceae. The record is from RefSeq and is a predicted model, not a curated record.
GUGUAAACCGCGUCAUACAAAUAGCUCCCUCUGCACAAAAUGUACGCUGGUCCUCGUCUCUCUCCCGCUCCCCAGCUCCACCUCAAAAACCACAGUGGGUCGAGGAAAUCAUCAUCCGACGUCGUUCGGCAAUCACGUCAACAACAAAAAAAUCAUAGAAAAAACCGAAAAUCGAAAACAUAAUGUCAUGCCUCAGAUCAAACACAUGGAAAAUAUCCAUUCUUUGUUUUUCCAUUUUCCUCUUCGUUCCUUUAAUUUCCGGUACUCCUGACCUUUUCGACAUCAUACGAAGAACAGCGGUAGAGGUAGGCGGCGAGAGAGGGAGCGUAGGGUUUCACGGGGUGGUGGGAUGGGACACAGCAGCAAGGAGGUUUCUUGAAGGAAAAGAUGGAGAAAACAGGACUGUCAUGUUAUUGGCUGAGCAGAGGACACGGCGGAGAGACCCUCUCGACGCGUUCAAGAAAUACAAUGGUGGCUGGAAUAUCAGCAAUAAGCAUUACUGGGCUUCUGUUGGUUUCACAGCGGCGCCCUUCUUCGUCACCGCCGUUGUGUGGUUCGUGCUGUUCGGGAUAAGCCUGUUGCUCAUCUACUUCUGCUACUGCUGCUGUCGGAAAGAGCCGUAUGGCUAUUCUAGAGUAGCAUAUGUUCUCUCACUCUCCAUCCUCAUUUUCUUCACACUCAUGGCAAUUUUGGGAUGUGCUGUGCUCUACACUGGCCAGGACAGGUUCCAUGGCAGCACGUGCAGCACGCUUGGAUACGUCGUGGGGCAGGCAGAUAGGACUGCCGAAAACCUCAGGAACGUGUCAGACUAUCUCAAUGCAGCUAAGAAGAUUGGUAUCGACGCCAUUGUUCUUCCGGCAGACAUUCAGCAGAGCAUUGAUGGUGUUAUGGGAACCAUAAAAAAUGCUGCCGAUAUACUCUCUGAUACAACCGAAAAGAAUUCGAAACGUAUAGAAGAUGGCUUGGAUAUCAUGAGACUAGCUCUCAUUGUUCUUGCUGCUGUUAUGCUUUGUUUGGUCUUCGUUGGAUUUUUGGUUUCCAUUUUUGGGAUGGAAUGUCUUGUAUACAUUUUGGUGAUUCUUGGGUGGAUUCUCGUCACAGGAACAUUCAUUUUGUGUGGUGUAUUUCUCCUUGUCCAUAAUGUGUUUGCAGAUGCAUGUGUUUCAAUGAAUGAGUGGGUGCAGAAGAGCCCCACAGCUCAUACUGCCUUAGAUGAUAUACUUCCAUGUGUGAACAAAAACAUGGCCCAGGAGGCCUUGUCGCGGACUAGGGAUGCAACCUUCUAUGCUGUUUUUGUGCUCAACCGUGUUGUCACCGAUAUUGCAAAUACUAAUUCCCCGGCUAAUGGUCCCUUGCACUUCAACCAGACCGGCCCACCAUUGCCGCUUCUUUGCAACCCCUUUGAUGAAAAACGCAACGAGCGAAAGUGUGUCGAUGGUGAAAUUCAAAUGCAAGAUGCUCAAGAGGUGUGGAAGAAGUAUGUGUGUCAAUCUUCGCCAGCGAAUGUUUGUAUAACUCCUGGUCGGUUAACUCCAAACUACUAUGACCAAUUGUCCGCCUUCGUCAAUGUUAGCUACGCUCUCUAUCGUUACAGUCCCUUCUUUCUUGAUCUUAUAGACUGCACAUUUGUUAGGGAUGCUUUCUCGGACAUAAGUAGAGAUCAUUGCCCCGCUUUGCGAAUACAUAGUGCCUGGAUGUACAUUGGCUUGUUUUUGGUAUCUGCAGCUGUAAUGUUGUCCUUGAUCUUCUGGGUAAUCUAUGCCCGGGAACGAAGACACCGUGUCUAUACCAAAAAGGUUUUGUCUUCUAGGGUUUGGCUAGAACAACCUGCAGAGGUGGGGCUGUCUCAGACUUAUUCCAGGUCCUCCUCCACGAGAACUCCCAUGCAUUCCGGACUCCAUGAUAGGGCGCAUAACAUUUAAAUUUGCAUAUAGAACAAGCAAGCAAAGCUUCCUUUUUUUUUUUGGUUCUUUUUCCUUGGAUCUACAUUUGAGUAAUGUACCCUCAAUUUUUUGUAUAUUAUACCUACUUAUUGCUAGAA